Molecule: messenger RNA, 6089 nt
Organism: Pygocentrus nattereri (red-bellied piranha)
Lineage: Eukaryota; Metazoa; Chordata; Actinopteri; Characiformes; Serrasalmidae
Gene: cacnb1
Product: calcium channel, voltage-dependent, beta 1 subunit
Exons: 15
Coding region: 182-1999 (605 amino acids)
Biological process (GO): neuromuscular junction development; regulation of voltage-gated calcium channel activity; chemical synaptic transmission
Cellular component (GO): voltage-gated calcium channel complex
Molecular function (GO): high voltage-gated calcium channel activity; protein binding
Source: RefSeq, a predicted model, not a curated record
GGUCUCUCCGCUUUAACAGCUGGGAGGCUGGAGCUCCAGUGGAGAAGCAACACGGUGGACCGUACGGUGCGAACAGAUGAACUAUGUUCUGACAAUGAAUGCAAGAAAACAGAAAACGCAACACAAAAAACGUAACACGCUGUAAAUGAAACACGAGACAACCAAAUAGAAGCUGAAAUCAAUGGUACAGAAAGGUAUGUCCAGGACGCCUUCCACCUCCACACAGGAAAUCCAGAUGGACAUGUUCGACCACCACGGAUCUCACUCGCAGGGGAAGUAUGCUAAAAGGAAGAGUCGCUUUAAGCGUUCUGAUGGCAGCACCUCUUCGGACACAACUUCAAACAGCUUUGUCCGGCAGGGCUCAGCGGAUUCCUAUACCAGUCGCCCCUCAGACUCUGACGUGUCUCUAGAGGAAGAUCCCGAGGCCCUGAGGAAAGAGGCUGAUAGGCAGGCGCUGGCCACCCUAGAGAAAGCAAAGACUAAACCAGUUGCGUUUGCUGUGAGGACUAAUGUUGGUUACAAUGCAGGCCCAAACGAUGAUGUUCCAGUGCAGGGCAUGGCCAUUUCAUUUGAAGCCAAAGAUUUCCUGCACAUCAAAGAGAAAUAUAAUAAUGAUUGGUGGAUAGGGCGCCUGGUGAAGGAGGGCUGUGAAGUGGGUUUCAUCCCCAGUCCAGUAAAGCUGGAGAGUACUCGUCAGCUGCAAGAGCAGAGGAGUAGACAGAACCGCCUCAGCUCCAGUAAGUCUGGUGGGAGCUCCAGUCUGGAUGUUGCCUCAGGAACCCGCAGGCCUACCCCACCUGGAACAGGUGGCCCAGCCAAACAGAAACAGAAGUCGAUGGAGCAUGUUCCUCCCUAUGACGUGGUGCCUUCUAUGAGACCCAUCAUCCUGGUGGGACCGUCACUCAAAGGCUAUGAGGUGACUGACAUGAUGCAGAAAGCUCUCUUUGACUUCUUGAAACACAAGUUUGAGGGCAGAAUAUCCAUCACCAGGGUAACAGCAGACAUCUCACUUGCCAAACGUUCCGUCCUGAACAACCCCAGCAAACACACCAUCAUCGAGCGCUCCAGUACCAGGUCCAGUUUGGACGUACUGGCUGAGGUGCAGAGUGAGAUAGAGAGAAUUUUCGAGUUGGCUCGGACUCUGCAGUUGGUCGCUCUGGAUGCCGACACCAUUAACCACCCAUCUCAACUUGCCAAAACAUCACUGGCUCCUAUAAUAGUUUACAUUAAGAUUGCCUCGCCCAAGGUACUGCAAAGGCUGAUUAAGUCCAGAGGUAAAUCUCAAGCCAAACAUCUGAAUGUGCAAAUGGUGGCAGCAGACAAACUAGCACAGUGUCCCCCUGAGCUCUUUGAUAUCAUAUUAGAUGAAAAUCAGCUGGAGGAUGCGUGUGAGCACCUGGCUGACUAUUUGGAGGCGUACUGGAAGGCCACGCACCCUCCCAGCAGCAACCCCCCCAAUCCCCUGCUGAACCGUACCAUGGCCACAGCAGCACUGGCUGCCUCCCCCGAGCCUGUCUCCAACCUGCAGGGGCCAUUUCUGGUGCACAGUGAGCAGAAGAGGGAGGGGCCUGGUACAGAACGCGGCCUCCAGGACUACCAGACUGACCUGGGCGGCAAGCAGCCGCUGCGUUCCUCACGCAGCCAGUUGCACGCAGGGGGACGAGGCUUGUCACGGCAGGACACAUUCGAUUCGGAGACACAGGGCAGUCGUGACUCCGCCUACACCGACGACAUGGAGACAGAUCCAUACGAGGAACCGGACUCCUGUCGUGGCCGCUUAAACCCCGCCCACCAUGCCCCCCGACAAGCGUCCUGGGAGGAUGAAGGGGCUGAGCCUGAUCAGGAGAACCUCAACAUAGCGCCGCCGAUGACUAAUCAGCACCAACGUGGGCGAGGCAAGCUGAGGGAGCGUUACUGUCAAGACGCAGAGGUGGGCGAGAGCACGGUGGGCCGCAACCAAAACCAAGAGGAGUGGAGCAGAGACGUGUACAUCCGCUAGAACCGUGAACAAGGGAGGAGGACUGGAAAAACAAGGAGAGAACAUAAGGGGAUGCGGGAUGGUUUAAAGGAAUAGUUCAGUCGGAGAAAGCUAAUGUUGCUAACAAUGAAUUAAAAAAUCGUCAAAUUAAGAUUUAGUAGAAAAAAGGGUAACACUGCUUCUGUUUGCUUCUACUUACUGCUUAUUAUUCCUGGCAAUUGUCGUGACAGAUGCCAUAACUUUUAAUGUCAUGACAGCUUAUGUCACAUGCUAAAUUUUUGCUGUGUACUUUAGUUAGCAGUCAUGACCUUAUGGCACGAUAACAUGACUGUUAUAUUACUGCCCAUAAUCUGUCAUUUCAAUGCCAUGUUAAAGGCAUUAUGCCAAUGCUAUGAACUGUGGGUUCAAGUAAAGUGUUGCCAAAAGCUAAUGUUAGCUAAUGUUGCUAACAACAAAAUCUACCAGUAACCACUAAGUAUAAAAAGUUAACGUUAGCUUAAAAAGCUAACUAGCUAAUGUUAGCUAAUAUGCUAAAAGCUAAUGUUAGCUAUUUUAGCGUAUGUUCCAAAAUUAAAGAAACUCUGCCAACUAGCAUUAAGUAAAAUGCUAAUGCUAAUCAAGGUUGCUAAAAAUAAAUGAGCAUUAAGUAAAUGACAUUAGAUUAGAUUAGAUUAGAUUAGAUUAGAUUAGACAUACUACACAUGUUUACACAUAUAAAGUGCAAAAAGUGCACAAACAAGGCAAAGGGCUGAAGACAUUUUACCAGUUGGAGGCUACUAGCUUCCAGUCAUUGUUAGCCACUUUAGCAUGUUUGGUUAAACUGUUCCUUUAAGGCGCCGUAAGGGUUUAAUGUGGUAAGAAUGUCUAAAGCUGGAUUUGUUUACAACCCAGAGAAACCAUCACAGGAAAAACACUGUACAGUUCAUAGUUGCACCAAGCGCAUUAUACCAACCAGGCUUUCACUCAUCACAUAUUCACUUUAUUUUUGGGGAGGGGAGGGGGGCAAUGAUGCGCUUGUUUCAAUUUUUUUAUCUUUAUUUCUAUCUCACUUUGUGUAGUACUGCAUGAACCCUUACCAGUAAGAGGAUAGUUACUGUUCCCAAGGAGAAUUAAAUAAGACUCAUAUAACCACAAAUUUGUGUGUGAGUGUGUGUGAGUGUGUAUGGGUGCAUGAGUGUAUGUGUGUUUUUGUCCUCUGUAGUCUUAAUCAGGGUCUAUCUGAUACUAAAUAAGACUUUAUGCCCACUUUGGACUUCACUAGCCUCGAUGUCUACAGUCAGUGAGUUUAGUUCAAUUGACCUAUCUAGGCUCACAAAUGCCUUCUUUCAUAGUGACUGGAUUUUUCAUAUCAAAAAACCUAUUCAAGGCUAAUAAAUUUAGUUCUCCAGUUUAAAAUGCUGUGCUAACGAGCUAUGUUGCUGUAGCUAAUCGAAAGUAGCCAGGCUGGAAGUGACAACAGUUGUGCCACCAUUCUAAUGUUCGUUCAAUUACAUGAUAAAAUAAACUGCCACAGGUCUAUCUUUACAGUGUGACCUGUCACAGACAUACAAAAUAAAUAUCAUUUGACAUUAAUAACACAUUCUAAAUUCACAGAUUUUGACUAAAUCUGAGUGCAUUGCUACAAGAUCUCAUUAGCUUAAAUGAGAGUUUUGUUAGCACAACAGUUGAAAGAUUUUGUGAGUGUAGCCUGCGUAGGUUAAUUCUGCUAUUGAACUGAAUGAAGUGGAAACUACAUUAAUAUUAAAAUACAUUUUAUCCCUGAGAUAUUUCAUUUGAACUAGCAGAUACAUCGACAAAAUGAAAGUCAUUUUUGUAUUUGAAUGCUCAGUGGUGCAGUGGAUCCACCUGGAAAUAGAGGCCAAUGUUUUUCAUGUAUAUACUUUCUCUGUUUCUUUGGAUAUUAUUUAUUAGAUGCUAGAAACUAUAUCACAUCUUUGGCCUGUUCUAUCUCCAUUGCUGCUAAGUGUCUUUCCAGCCUGUACAGUGUGCUGUUCUAAAACUCACUUUUGUGGUAUGAACAGCUUCAGUAAGGUGGCUAACACACACGAAAGCCCACCAACAUUAACUUAUAUUAUGCUAACAGGUAUUAUUAUGCAAGAAAAAAAAGAAACGUUAAAACUGCUUUAUUAAAUGUGAUAUCAUUUCCCACAUGUUUGAAGGAGUGUAAUGUUACCAAACAUGAAUUGAAGAGUUCUAAACAAUGGUCUAAAGCACUUCCAUCAAAGGCUAACACAGGUGACUGACAUUGUCAAGUAGAAGUUUGUGCUAUUUUUAUGUGGCACUGUCCUGUCUCCUGUGUUCAUCUUCAUCUGCAGUUCAUGUGCCAGUCACCCAACUUAACUACUUACAAGUGCCGGAAUAUUUCGCGAAACUACGCCCACUGACCACUGUGGGUCGUCUUAACUCAUAUUGACGUUGUGUGGGUGUGUUAUGAAAGUGUCGCCUGUCUGUUUUGGCUGUAGAGACAUGUCUGUGCUACUCUACUGGUUACUUUAGUUGCAGUAAGGUGCUGAUUGUGUGACAAGGUCUACUGCCCGUUUCAAUACUGGCUUAAACAAGCCCUCGCUCACUUUACUUGGCCUUAAUUUUUGGGUAAUCUCAGAUGUUAUCUUAAGGCCUGUUGUCUUACUAUAUUAGCUCAAAUAAAGUGUGUUAGAUGAGCUCUCAGGGGGGCCAGGGAUUGAGUGAGCACAAGAAUUUGCCCAGAAAUCACUGCGACCUGACACAUUACCCUUUUCAAACACAAAAAAGGAGGUAGUCAUGGGCUGGAGGUUGGGGAACCAGCCCUGUAAAUUUUAUCCCCUGAGCUGAAGUGCCCUUAAGCAAGGCACCUAACCCCCAACUGCUCCCUGAGUGCUGUGGAUAGGGCUGCCCACUGCUCUGGGCAAAUGUGCUUACUGCCCCCUAGUGUGUGUGCAAUCACUAGUGUUUAUGUGGUGUUUACACAGAUGGGUUAAAUGUGGAGGUGAAAUUUCCCCUUAAGCUUAACUUAAUCUUAACUUAAAAAAGGCUUAAGCCCCUUUCACACUCACAUACUUUUAUCAGUAAUGUUCGGGCUUUGUGUUGUUUGUGUCACGUAGCCCGGUAUUUUACCAGGAUGCAUGCAUGCAUUCAUCUGAAUCAAUAAAUUUUGUCUCGUUAAAACUGUAAAAAUGCUAAUAUUCUGCUUUGCAGGCCAUGCUGUAUCACUUUUGUGUAGUAGCAACCAUGCACACAUGCAAGGUACUUUUUCACUUACAAAAAAGUCAACUGCAAAACAGGAAAAAAAGCAUCACAGAAACCCUCAGCUUUGCCGGACGAAAUGUUGACAACUUUGUCUUUCCUGAUAAAGUUUUGGCUUUUGUUCACAAAUGCAGCCUCCUUGUAAUUUCUCAAAUUCCAGGGUACACAAAGUUAUAUAAAAGCUGUAACUAAAAGCUGUAAUUAACUUUAAAACUCUUAACAUUUGACUUUUAGGUAGCAAACUACUCAUUCUAAUAUACAGGAGCCUACUGGCUCACAGAGGCUAACCUGCCAGGGGCAGGUAUGCCCUGUUUUUUCUCUUCGCUGUCCACUCCUCCCCAAAUUCUGAGAGUGGCCACUUGUGUAACAUAGGUGUGACACGCAUCCAAGUGGUGAGGGCAAUUUUCGAGGGCAUGUUAUAAAAAAGUACUGAAAUGGGACCUAGAUAACAACAGUCUGAAAACAACUCAUAUACACACACACACACACAGUAAAUCUACUGCCUUUUCUCCUGUUACUGCCUUUUUGUGUCUCUAUCUUUGUGGUCAUUUUAUAAACCAGGAUUGUAUGUGUGUGUGUGUGUGUGUGUGUGUGUGUGUGUGUGUGUGUGUGUGUGUGUGUGUGUGUGUGUGUGUGUGUGCGUGUGUGUGUGCGUGUGUGUGUGUGUGUGUGUAAAGGGGCAUUUUAAAAGAAGCCUUUGGUGUGCAGACAGUUUGUGAAAGUCUUUGAUGGGCCUAUUUUUACUCGCCUAUGUUUCAAAAAGGACAUCAUGCUAAUGAUGAAAUUCAGUAAAUAAUCUGAUUAAAUAGCUUAAUAAAUAAUGUUAUUGUUGCGUUAUCGCAAUUGUUAAUAUAUUGGAGAAAAAAAAAACAAAAACAUGUAAUCUUUG